This is a messenger RNA of Porites evermanni, 1141 nucleotides long. NCBI's taxonomy places the organism in Eukaryota, Metazoa, Cnidaria, Anthozoa, Scleractinia, Poritidae. The record is from the annotation of a GenBank genome assembly.
AUGACAGAGGCAAGAGAUUUCACUCUUUCCCUCGUCCUAAACUGCGUCGUCAAUUCCUUCCUGUCUUAUGCAACAGUGAUGUUGAACAUCGUCUUAAUAUUCGCGCUGAGAAGGACUUCAUCACUGCCAAAGACUCUAAAAGCAUUGAUCCUUAGCGUGGCUAUUUCUGAUCUUGGUGUGGGAUUACUUGCCCAGCCUUUGUACAUCGCUCGCAUGAUUAUGGACAUGAAAAACACUAACGACCAAGAAACUUAUAAAAAAAUAGUAAGAGUCAUAGGACGCACCCUUGCUUAUGCCUCAUUCUUCAGUGUCACAGCUAUUAGCGUUGACAGAUUCCUUGCUAUCCACCUUCACCUCAAACACCACGAACUUCUCACCUACCAAGAAAUUGUGACUUACAAGCGUGUUGUAGCUGCAGUGAUCUUAAGCUGGAUUCUCAGUGGUUUCCUUGCUCUAACCGGUGUUCUGAGCGGUGGAUAUGUCUGCAGCCUUGCAGCGGUGACUGUGGGAUUGGUUUGUCUCCUUACCAUGGGUCUAAUCUAUUUCAAGAUUUACAUAGCCGCACGUCGCCACACCGUUCAAGUUCAUGCACAGCCAGCCCAAGCAGUGGCACCAAACGAAGAAAAUCGCUCAAAUUUCGAAAGACUGAGAAAAACAGCAGUUGGUACAUUUUACGUCUAUCUCUUGUUUCUGGCCUGCCAUUUACCAAUCGAUAUUGUGAUCCUGACCGGACGACAGAAGAAUAAGAUGGGAAGGCAUUUGAUGAUUUACACUCAUACGCUGUUAUAUUUGAGUUCACCCCUCGUUCCUCUGGUUUACUGCUGGAAGUUUAGACACCUCCGAUGCGCUGUCAAGAACAUUCUGCGCAAUAUAUUCGCAAGUCAGAAUCAGAUUCAGGAAGGCUAGACUUUAAGUCUAUCUGUUGUUUUUAGCCUGCCACUUGCCAAUCGCUACUGUGAUCCUGGUCGGACAGGUGAACAAAAUGAGAGAACAUUUCUUAAUUUACACUCGGACGCUGUUAUAUUUAAGUUCAUCCCUCGUCCCUCUGGGUAACUGCUGGAAGUUUAGACACAUCCGAUGCGCUAUCAAGAACAUUCUGCGUGACAUAUUCGCAAGUCAGAAUCAGAUUCAAGAAGGUUAA